UGUAACACCACAUCAACACUUGUAACACCACAUCAACAAUAUCCACAUUCUUCUUCCUUUGAGUACUUACAUCAAAUUCUCUCUCUCUUUCUCUCACGUAGGCAACAAUGGCGCAGAGGAAGAUGAUUGUGUUUCCCACCAAGAAUGAAUUGUCUCAAGCAAUGGCUGAGUACACUGCCAAUCUCUCCACCAAGUUCAUCAAGGAGAAAGGUCUUUUCACCGUUGUUCUCUCCGGCGGUGACCUCAUCGAUUGGCUCUGCAAGUUGGUGCAACCUCCUUACAUUGAUUCAAUCGAAUGGUCAAAGUGGCACGUCUUUUGGGUCGACGAGAGGGUUUGUGCAUGGGAAGAUCCAGACAGUAACUACAAACUCGCCAUGGAGGGUUUUCUCUCUAAGGUUCCGAUUCCGGAUAAGAACAUCUACGCGAUCGACAAGCACUGGGCGGCUGAUGGUAACGCUGAGCACUGCGCGGCACUCUACGAGGAGUGUCUUAAAAACCUGGUGAAGGAAAAGAUAAUCCCAAUAUCGAAAAAGACAGGAUAUCCUGAGUUUGAUCUACAACUUCUAGGGAUGGGUCCUGAUGGCCACAUGGCGUCUCUCUUCCCAAACCAUCCACAGAUCAAUGAGAAGCAGAAAUGGGUCACUCACAUUACCGACUCUCCAAAACUACCACUAAAGAGAAUCACAUUCACUUUACCGGUCAUCAACUCUUCUUUGUACAAUCUUAUGGCCAUUUGUGACAAAGCACCGGCAAAAUCUGUGGCUGAGAUCAUGAAGCACAACAACCUUUCGUUACCUUCUGCUCAUCUUAGUGCCCAAGUCGAAAAUGUUUGGUACCUAGACCAAGCAGCUGCUUCCGAGCUCUAGAGAGCCUAAACACAUUAAUAUUGGUGUUUUGUUUUUAGUCUCUACGUUGCUUUGUGUUAAAUAACCGGUUAAUACAUUUUGCGUACGGAUACUCCGUACCAAAUGUAUUAAAUCGUCGAGUUUCUGUUUCUUGUAGUUGUGUCUGAGUCCCUGGCAAUGACUCUGGGUUUUAUUUAAGAGAAAUCUAAGAAUAAUGCCAUGUACGGUAC
This is a messenger RNA of Arabidopsis arenosa, 1075 nucleotides long. The record is from the annotation of a GenBank genome assembly. NCBI's taxonomy places the organism in Eukaryota, Viridiplantae, Streptophyta, Magnoliopsida, Brassicales, Brassicaceae.